Camellia sinensis is the source of this 3092-nucleotide messenger RNA. RefSeq names its product F-box/LRR-repeat protein 3. Gene Ontology annotation, molecular function: protein binding. Gene Ontology annotation, biological process: SCF-dependent proteasomal ubiquitin-dependent protein catabolic process. The record is from RefSeq and is a predicted model, not a curated record. Lineage: Eukaryota; Viridiplantae; Streptophyta; Magnoliopsida; Ericales; Theaceae. Gene Ontology annotation, cellular component: SCF ubiquitin ligase complex.
CCUUGAGGUAGUACCAUAAUAUCCCAUUCUGAUCUUCUACACCGGAAACUUUUGCGCCACCCUUUUCUGUUUUCUGUUAAACCGAAUCUUCAGAGCACUCUUUUCACAUUCUUCGUCAUCUUCAUCUUCUUCUUCUUCUUCUUCACCACAUCAACUCUCAAACAAAACCCUAAUUUCUGCUACAUUCCCUUUCUUUCUUGGCAUCCCCUAACCUGAUAAAUACAUACAUUUAUAUAUAUACACCAGAACAUCCAUGAAAGACCAUAAGACCAUGCAGAAUCAGCAACAACAAGCUCUCUCCAACCCCUUUGAAACCCUAACUGAAGAAAUCAUAUUCUUAAUCCUCGACCACCUCAACGACGACCCACUCGACAAAAAAUCCUUCUCACUAGUCCGCAAAUCGUUCCACUCCAUCGAAUCUCGGCACCGCAAGACCCUGAAACCCCUUCGCACUGAGCUCCUCUUGAGGACACUGAAUCGAUACCCGUCUAUAACUCAUCUUGACCUCACUCGCUGUCCUCGAGUUGAGGACAAUUUGCUCGUUUCUAUAUCGACUGUUUAUAGAUCGACUUUGGGAUCUAUCGACCUUUCGAGAUCCAGAUUUUUCACGAAUGUCGGGUUGUCGAGUUUGGCUGCGAAUUGCUCGGCUUUAAUCGAGAUUGAUUUGUCGAACGGGACGGAGUUGAGUGAUUCGGCGGCGGCGGCGAUUGCGGAGGCGAAGAACUUGGAGAGGUUGUGGUUGGCGAGGUGUAAAUUGAUAUCGGAUAUAGGGAUUGGGUGUAUUGCUGUUGGGUGUAAGAAGCUGAGGUUGAUCUGCUUGAAGUGGUGUUUGCGUGUUAGUGAUUUGGGUGUGGGUUUGAUUGCUAUCAAGUGUAAGGAGAUUCGUUGUUUAGAUCUCUCUUAUUUACCGAUCACAGAGAAGUGUCUUCCACCUAUUAUGCAGUUACAAUAUCUCCAAGAAUUGGUUCUCAUGGGAUGCCCUGGUAUUGAUGACGAGGUCCUUGCAACCCUAAAGCAAAGUUGCAAGUCGCUAGAGGUUAUUAAUAUAUCGAACUGUCAGAAUGUCAGUCACGUGGGUUUGUCUUCUCUAACAAAUGGUGCUGGAAGCCUACGCCAGCUUAUCAUAGCAUAUGGCUCUGCUGUCACUGUUGAUCUGGCGAAAGGUCUGCAAAAUUUUUCAGCCUUGCAAUCUAUCAAAUUAGAUGGUUGCCUGGUCACAUGUGCUGGCAUGAAAGCCAUGGCAAAUUGGUGUGCAUCCUUGAAGGAGCUGAGAUUAUGUAAGUGCUCGGGAGUGACAGAUGAAGGUCUCUCCUCCAUUGUGCAAAAACACAGAGAAUUGCAUAAGUUAGAUAUCACAUGUUGUCGCAAGAUAACUCGUGUCUCUAUAGACAGUAUAACAAAUUCAUGCUCCUCCCUCACAUCUCUCAGAAUGGAGUCAUGUACCAUGGUUUCAAAAGAUGCUUUUGUGCUAAUUGGACAGCGUUGCCAAUUGUUGGAGGAACUGGACGUCACAGAUAACGAAAUCGAUGAUGAAGGUCUGAAGUCACUCUCAAGAUCUUCCAAACUGUCUACCUUAAAACUAGGAAUUUGUCUAAAUAUAACUGAUGAUGGACUUUCACAUGUUGGAAUGUGUUGUCCAAAGCUUAGAGAGCUUGAUUUGUACAGGUCUAUGAGAAUAACCGAUGUGGGCAUGACCGCAAUUGGUCAUGGUUGUCCUGCCCUGGAGAUGAUUAACAUGGCCUACUGCGACAAAGUUACAGACAUUUCGUUAAUUUCUGUGUCAAAAUGUUCAAAGUUGAAGGCAGUUGAAAUUCGAGGAUGUCCUUGUGUAUCUUCCGAGGGUUUAUCAGCCAUAGCUGUGGGAUGUAGGCAGCUUACCGUGCUAGACAUAAAAAAGUGCUUCCAUAUAAAUGAUGCUGGCAUGCUUCCACUUAAUCAAUAUUCCCAAAAUCUUAAACAGAUAAACUUGUCAUAUUGUUCAGUAACAGAUGUCGGGCUUCUAGCGCUAGCCAGCAUCAGCAGCUUACAGAACAUGACUAUAUUGCAUGUAGCUGGUUUGACUCCAAAUGGCCUUGCAGCUGCCAUGUUGGCGUGUGGAACACUAACAAAAGUGAAGCUCCACACAUCCUUCAAAGCAUCACUUCCUCAAUCUCUCCUUGAUCACAUGGAAGCUCGUGGUUGUGUGUUUCAGUGGAGGGACAAAGCAUUUCAGGUGUUCUAGUGUAGUGAAUUUUCUUCCUCACCUUGUGAUUUUAAAGAUACUGAAGUUAUCAGAUGAUUGUUGUGGUUGACAGUUUGAAAUAGAUCCAAAGGGAUGGAAUUUGUAUUUCAGACGAUAAAUUGUGAACCCCUUAUUCCUAUUCCCAAAGCACCAUAGAUGAGAGAGUAUGGACUCAUGGCCAUGACAAGGUGAGGAAUGGAUGGUAAAGAAACUGUGUUUGGUGCCUUUAGUUGUUGUUUCAUUGGACUACAAUUGACAUUUUUAUCAGCUACCCAGUUUUCUGUUUUGCAUUGACAGUCAAAAAUAUGUUAGUGGAAAGAGUAUGGGCUUGGGCUCCACAGCUGACUGGGCGUAGUGGAUCCAAUCCUCAUUCGAGCCCAAGCAGGGGAAGAGUUACAUUUGGACUUCCUGAUAUGGUGAUAGCAUCAAGGCCUCUCCCAAGCUCAUUGAAGGAUUUGCAUACUAUGUGAUAAGCCUAGUGAGUCUGUUCAAAGUUUGACCUUGACUGCUUGCAAUCUUCAUGGAUAUAUCUGUUGGAAUAAAAAAAGUAGUAUGACAUAGAAAACAAAAGAAUUGAAAAAGACUUUCCAUUUGUAUUUAAGCCUCUUCUUGGAGGGGAAGCAAAAGAAAACCUCCUGCAUAUUAUGUGGCAAAAUCUUGAUAGUCAAACUGAGUGCAUCUUGAUUUAAAAUUUUCCAUAAUUUUUAGUUUCUGAAAGAUUUUUUAAUGCCAAAGUCUGUUAAAACUUUGUAGAAAUUUCUAUUUUCUAUGAUUAUUGUGUAAUUGACGGACAUGAUUUCGUCUUGUUCCAUGUGUUUUUUUCAUUGUUUUAUCUUUUAUGAUGAAAGAAUUAAUUUGGUAUUCAGGGUCA